CAGACUUCAGCAGACUUCAACCGCUGUACCAAGAGACUCUUGUGCUCGAAAAGGAGCCUCUGACACGAGAGACUAAAGAAAAGCAGCAGCACGAGAGAAACCACUCCGAGAGGGAAUAUCCACGCUCUCCUCCACACUUUUCUAACAGGAUUUCUCUUCAACGCGCUCAAGAAAUUUUAUCCAAGAUGCUGAUGCUUACUUUUGUUUUUACCCUCCUCGGGAGCCUCAACCUGGUCCUCUCCUCCUCGUUAUCCUCCUCGUCCUCGUCCUCCUGCCCGUCCGUGUGCGAGUGUCAGGCGGAGAUGCCCAAGUGCGCCCCCGGCGUGAGCGUCGUGCUGGACGGCUGCGGCUGCUGCAAGGUGUGCGCCCGCCAGCUGAACGAGGACUGCAGCCUGACGGAGCCCUGCGACCACACCAAGGGGCUGGAGUGCAACUUCGGGGCCAGCCUGGCUGCGGCCACGACCCGUGGCAUCUGCCGAGCUAAAUCCGAGGGCCGACCCUGCGAGUACAACAGCAGGAUCUACCAGAACGGAGAGAGCUUCCAGCCCAACUGUAAACACCAGUGCACAUGCAUCGACGGGGCGGUGGGCUGCGUGCCCCUGUGCCCGCAGGAGCUCUCCCUGCCCAACCUGGGCUGCUCCAACCCCAGGCUGGUCAAGGUGGCCGGCCAGUGCUGCGAGGAGUGGGUGUGCGACGAUGGCAAGGAGACAGACAUCCUUGAGAAGAUCUUCGGCAAACAAGUACCCAUCGAUGAGUCGGAAAGAGACCUCACCAACAGGAAUGAGUUGGUGGCAAUCGUCAAGGAAGGACUCAAGUCCCUCUCUGCCUUCAGACCACAGCCUGAAGUCCACAUGUUUGACAGCCCAAAGUGCAUCGUCCAAACCACGCCCUGGUCCCAAUGCUCCAAGAGCUGUGGAACCGGCAUCUCCACCAGAGUCACAAACAACAACAACGAGUGCAAGUUGGUGAAAGAGACCAGAAUCUGCGAAGUGCGCCCAUGCACGCAGUCACCUUACUCCAGCCUUAAGAAAGGAAAGAAGUGCAGGAGAACCAAGAAGACCAGCCAGCCAGUGAAGUUCACCUACGCCGGCUGCUCCAGCGUAAAGAAGUACCGGCCCAGGUACUGCGGCGCAUGCGUGGACGGCCGCUGCUGCAGCCCCCUGGACACCCGAACCAUCCGGGUCAAGUUCCACUGCGAGGAUGGCGAGACCUUCAACAAGAACUUCAUGAUGAUCGAGUCCUGCAAGUGCACGUACAACUGCCCCCACGCCAACGAAGCGUCCUACCCCUUCUACCGCCUCUCCAACGACAUCCACAAGUUCAGAGACUGAUUGGUGACGGACGUCCACGCAGGGGUGUAAAUAGGCCACCAGUCAACUACCAGCUUCUUGUUGUAACUAGAUUCCCAAGGAAUUGCGGGCUUACAUCAUGAGGACUUAAUGAAGUGCACUGUAUGCUGUGACUACAUCAGCAUUCUCAAUACGAGUUGCUUCAUAUUAAGGGAGCAUGUCAAGUAGCUUCGUCAUGGAGCAGGAUGUAAUUAAUAUUUGUACAUUUGUGUUAGUUGCUGAUAUCAAUUCGCUGUGUAUAUUUUGAUCCUUUCCUUCAAACAUGACCCAGACUGUAGACUUAGCGUGUGCAUAUGGAAGAUAUGCACAUGCGCAUCUUUAAUUCGCAUUACCAUCUUAUAUGUUUUAGACCAAGACGAUGAGACUGGACCCCUCGCCUUGUCUGACAGGCGUGUGGUUCCGAUCCUUCUCGACGUGGGCAUUACUGUUCAUGUUUUGUGGCAGCUAUUGAUCUCCCUUUCAUGACAAAAAAGAAAAAAGACAAAGCGAAACAUGUCAAAGGAUGAAUGAAUGUUUUUAUUAUUGUUAUUAAUAUUAUUUAUCAAAAAAAGUAGCUACUUUAUUUGGAUAUUAAGUGUCAUACUGGAAUAAAUUGUACAAAUGAUUUAAUUUUAUAUGCUACAAUAAAACUGAUUUAUUUAUGAAAUAUAA
Cololabis saira (Pacific saury) is the source of this 2000-nucleotide messenger RNA. RefSeq names its product cellular communication network factor 1 (gene ccn1). Bases 186 to 1331 code for a protein of 381 amino acids. The transcript has 5 exons. NCBI's taxonomy places the organism in Eukaryota, Metazoa, Chordata, Actinopteri, Beloniformes, Belonidae. Gene Ontology annotation, cellular component: extracellular region. Gene Ontology annotation, biological process: signal transduction. The record is from RefSeq and is a predicted model, not a curated record. Gene Ontology annotation, molecular function: protein binding.